Dracunculus medinensis (Guinea worm) is the source of this 1389-nucleotide messenger RNA. NCBI's taxonomy places the organism in Eukaryota, Metazoa, Nematoda, Chromadorea, Rhabditida, Dracunculidae. The record is from the annotation of a GenBank genome assembly.
AUGUGGCAUGCAAAAGCACCGGUUAAUAUCGCUCAACAAAUUUCCACAAAUGCUGAUGAUAAUGAUUGGGAAACUGAUCCAGAUUUCAUCAAUGAUGUAAGCGAAAAAGAGAGUCGAUGGGGUUCCAAAACUGUUGAAGGUUCUGGUCAUCAAGAAUCUAUAUCACUCGAUCAAUUAAGAAAAGAUAUCUUAAUUGAUGAUGCAAGAAUCAGUGAAUUGAAAUCAGCGGAAAUGCCUAAAGCAAGUGACGGCUAUGGAGGAAAAUUUGGUGUUCAAAAGGAUAGGAUGGAUAAAUGUGCAGCGAAUUGGGAAUAUGAUGGGAAAGUGGAAAAACAUGUCUCGCAAAAAGACUAUUCGAGAGGUUUCGGGGGUAAAUUUGGUGUAGAAACUGAUCGAAAAGAUGCUUCUGCAGUCGGUUGGGACGAAAAAGUUGAAUUAGCCAAACAUCAAAGUCAAAAAGAUUAUUCGAAAGGAUUUGGUGGGAAAUAUGGAAUAGAAGAGGAUCGGAAAGAUAAAAGUGCUGCAGGCUGGGAUGAGCAUGAAAAACUUCAUCAGCAUGAGAGUCAACUGGAUUACAAGAAAGGCUUUGGAGGGAAAUUCGGUGUUCAGCAAGACCGCCAGGAUAAGUCUGCACAUAGCUGGGCAGAACACGAACAGCUUCAUCAGCAUGAAAGUCAAAAAGAUUAUAAAAAGGGAUUCGGUGGAAAAUUUGGUGUCCAACAAGAUCGUCAGGAUAAAUCUGCAGUUGGCUAUGAAGAUCACGAACAGCUUCAACAGCAUGAAAGCCAGAAAGACUAUAAAAAAGGAUUUGGAGGAAAGUUUGGCAUACAAGAAGAUCGUAAAGAUAAAUCAGCUGUUGGCUGGGAUGAUCAUGAACAUUUGCAAUUGCAUGAGAGUCAAAAAGAUUAUAAAAUGGGAUUCGGUGGUAAAUUUGGAGUGCAAGAGGACCGUCAAGAUAAAAGCGCUGUUGGUUGGGAAGAGCGUGAUAAAUUACAACAACACGAAAGCCAAAUCGAUUACAAGAAAGGUUUUGGUGGCCAGUUCGGCUUGCAGGAGGACAGGCAAGAUCGAAAUGCCCUUGGAUUCGACUAUCAUGAAAAAUCCGCUCCACAUGGAAAUCAAGUGGAUAAUCUCAAGGGACAAGUAAAAGAAUCCGCAGAACAAAGCAAACCUGUGGCUAAAGGCACAACUUCUAAUCUUAAGGCCAGAUUUGAGCAGUUGGCUGUUUCUGAGAAUGAAAACAAAGUUCGCCUGGAAAGGGAAAAAAGAAAACGAGAGGACGAAGAAUUACGAAAGCGACAACAACAAGAGGAAGAGGAGAGGCAGCGAAAAAUUGCUGAAGAAUGGAAGCGUAAGGAGGAAAUGGAACAACAGGUACUUUUAUUUUAA